This is a messenger RNA of Anguilla rostrata (American eel), 2347 nucleotides long. Its product is annotated as ribonuclease inhibitor-like. The coding region runs from base 243 to 614 and encodes 123 amino acids. The transcript is spliced from 6 exons. Gene Ontology annotation, biological process: intracellular signal transduction. Gene Ontology annotation, molecular function: protein binding. The record is from RefSeq and is a predicted model, not a curated record. NCBI's taxonomy places the organism in Eukaryota, Metazoa, Chordata, Actinopteri, Anguilliformes, Anguillidae.
CAGAGAAGAUCCUGGAUGAGUUUGAUUUGAAGACCUACAACACAUCAGCAGCAGGUCAUCAGAGACUGCUACCUGUAGUCAAGAACUGCAGGAAGGCCAAACUGAACAACUGUGAACUCACACAGACUUGCUGUAAUAUUGUGGCCUCAGCUCUCCAGUCAUCAAACUCACCCCUGAGAGAUCUGGACAUCAGCUACAAUAACCUGGGAGAUUCAGGAGUGGAACUGCUCUGUGCUGGACUGAUGAGUCCAAACUGUAAACUACAGAGACUGGGGCUGAGUUGGUGUAGUCUCACAGAGGGCUGCUGUGAUGUUCUGGCCUCAGUCCUGCGUUCUCCUCAUUCAGAGCUGAGAGAUCUGGAGCUCAGAGACAACGAGCUGCAGGAUUCAGGAGUGAGAGCACUCUCUGCUGGACUGGAGGACCCACACUGUAAACUGCAUAGAAUGGGGCUGUCAGGCUGUAGAGUCACACAGAGAGGCUGUGAUUUUCUGGCUUCAGCUCUGUGUUCAAACCCCUCACACCUGAGAGAGCUGGACCUGAGAUACAAUCACCCAGGAGACUCAGGAGUGAGAGCGCUGUCUGCUGCUAAACUGGACACACUCACACUGCUGUAAGUACAGAGAGUUUCCACACUGCGCCUCACACACACACACACACACACACACACACACACCUGAGAGAGCUGGACCUGAGAUACAAUCACCCAGGAGACUCAGGAGUGAGAGCGCUGUCUGCUGCUAAACUGGACACACUCACACUGCUUGUGGACCAUGGAGGAGAGAACAGGACCAAACCAGGACCCAGGAAAUACGGCUGUCAGCUCACACUGGAUCCAAACACAGCGCAGAGAGAGCUGUCUCUGUCUGAGGGGAACAGGAAGGUGACAAACACACCGGGGAGAGAGGAGCCAUAUCCUGAUCAUCCAGAGAGAUUUGAGUACUGGCCCCAGGUUCUGUGCAGAGAGAGAGUGUGUGAGCACUGUUACUGGGAGGCUGAGUUCAGUGUGUCUGAGUGGGGAGGGGUUUAUAUAGCAGUGACAGAUAAAGGAAUCAGCAGGAAAGGAAAGGGUUCUGACUGUAGGUUUGGAUGGAAUAAAAACUCCUGGAGUCUGGAGUGCUUUAAACCCAGAGACUCUGAUAAACUCAGUUACUCUGUCUGGCACAAUAAUAACCCAACACACAUACCUACCCCCCCCUCCUACCGCAGAGCUGGAGUGUGUGAUGAUGAUGAUGGUAGAGGAGUGUGUGUGUACAGGGUAGGAGUGUUUGUGAACCGUCUGGCCGGCACUCUGUCCUUCUACAGCGUCUCUGACUCUGACACACUGACCCUCCUGCACAGAUUCCACACACACUUCACUCAACACACACCCCUCUGUGCUGGGUUUGCAGUGUGGAACUCCCCCUCAGUGUCCCUCUGCCAACUGGAGUAGAGACACACACACACACACACACACUCAUGUACACACACACACACACCACAUUCAUAUACCCUCUCACACACACACACCACACACACUCAUAUACUGUGGCGCCCCGAUCCCUGAUCGGUGCUCCCCACGAGACCACCAAGACGGCCGAGCCCAUCGACACCGGCGACUGCUGGGAAAAGUUGUGAGUGGGCGUUACUUACCAAACCACAGCCUGGAGACGUUCAGGACCCUGGACAGCACCAGACAGAACACCUAAGGGAACACCAGGCAGCACCAUGGACAGGGCUGCAGCAGAGGGAAGGUAAGGGGAAUUUUCCACUCUGCUGCACACCUGCAGCUGCUUGAUAGAUUGGCUGCCGGCGCCCACCUGAAGCUGCUUGCGCUGACGAGCAGGCAGGCUUUUAUAGACCAGCACAACCACAGGAAGGGAGAGCUGCUGGGGCUUUCGUCGGAGCUACACCAGGCGACUUUCUGCACCUGGAUCAGAGACCGUAAGCGACCGCUCUCUCCUCGCGCAGAGGAAUAGGUGUGACAACUUGCAAAUUGUUUUGUGUAAAGAGCAACCGUGAGUCCAGGGGACCGGGUGACCGGGGGCGACGACAGGGACCGCUCAGGGCUGGAGCUGGGAGAAGAUUGGAGCGUGACCGCACAGGGGAGGGAGACCUUCACCCCUACACCCCCUCUCAGACGGGAGGAGCACCAGUCGGCACCUGGAGGAAGGAGCCGGACCCGGACCGGACUGACCAAGCCCCGCCCACCUAACCGACGUACUUCUUGUUUCUCUCCAGAAGGGGACCGCGUGAAUACCUGGAGUGGAGCACCCAUACCCCGACCGGGAAGACGUUUUAGUUGUUUUUGGCUCCCCCUACCUUUACCCCCACUCGUUACCACCAUUAAAGAACUUUUUGUUAAUCACUA